This is a messenger RNA of Photinus pyralis (common eastern firefly), 2219 nucleotides long. Its product is annotated as protein TAPT1 homolog. The transcript is spliced from 6 exons. Gene Ontology annotation, cellular component: ciliary basal body; endoplasmic reticulum membrane. Bases 188 to 2032 code for a protein of 614 amino acids. The record is from RefSeq and is a predicted model, not a curated record. Gene Ontology annotation, biological process: maintenance of protein localization in endoplasmic reticulum; positive regulation of cilium assembly. NCBI's taxonomy places the organism in Eukaryota, Metazoa, Arthropoda, Insecta, Coleoptera, Lampyridae.
UUGGAAAAUAAAUAUUUCCUCGCCAGUAUUGUGCCAUUUUCCUGACUUAUGUAAACAACUAUUAUAAGUCUGUGACCUCUGAAAAAUUACUAAUUAAUUACUGAUGGGGUCUUAAUUUAUUCGAUCACUGGCGCUUUUAAUGUUGGCGAAAGUUUGACAGUUGACCCAGGAUGGAAAGUUUGUAAACAUGUCCACUGUAGCAAAUGAUUUACCUCUCUUGCCAAAUGAAAAGAAGCUUCGAUUUAGAUCACCGAAAGUCUUAUUUAAUGAUACUAAAAUUGAUGAAUUUAUUUCAAACGAAAGAAGCAAUGACGUACACACAGACGAAACUGAACAACCGAAAAAAGAAAAAACGCCGUCCUUAUUUUCCUUUCUGAAAGUGGAAUUAACCAGAGGGUAUGUGUUGGAACACGACGAGGAACGAUACUCUGCGAGACGUGAGAAGGUUUACUCGUUUAUGAGAAUACCGAGGGAAGUGGAAAAGUUUAUGAUUUAUGGAUUUAUGCAAUGUACAGACUCGUUCUUUUUCGUUUACACCUUCUUGCCAUUGAGGUUUAUCUUGGCGUUGUGGGCUUUGGUUACACGACCUGUUGCCAAAUGUUUUGGGAUUCGACAAACCAGAGGAAGUAUAUUGAAUCCUGCGGAAAUAUGUGAUUUAUUAAAAGGGAUUUUGAUAAUAUUUUGCAGCAUUCUCAUGUCUUACAUUGACACAAAUAUGAUGUAUCACCUAAUAAAAAGUCAGUCCGUUAUUAAAUUGUACAUAUUUUAUAAUAUGCUGGAGGUGGCGGAUCGCUUAUUCUCUGCAUUUGGCCAAGAUACAAUUGAUGCUCUGUUUUGGACUGCUACAGAACCGAGGUAUAAAAGGAGGGAGCAUUUUGGUGUCAUACCCCAUCUGCUAUUCGCAAUUGCUUAUGUGUUUCUUCAUAGUGUACUUGUACUUUUUCAAGCCACUACACUAAACGUUGCAAUAAAUUCCAACAACAAAGCUCUUCUCACAAUUAUGAUGUCCAACAAUUUUGUGGAGUUAAAAGGAAGUGUUUUCAAAAAAUUUGACAAAAACAAUUUAUUUCAAGUAUCCUGCAGUGACGUAAGAGAAAGAUUUCAUUUAGUUGUUUUGUUGUUUGUGGUUGCGUUGCAAACAAUGAAAGAGUACUCGUGGAAAGUUGAUAGUUUCUGGGUCCUUCUGCCAGAUUGUUUCAUGGUACUUCUUGCCGAAGUAUUUGUAGACUGGAUCAAACAUGCAUUCAUAACGCGAUUCAACGAACUUCAGCUUGAUGUGUAUACGGAUUACACAACCAGUUUGGCUUAUGAUAUGGCACAAACAAGACAGAAGCACGCAUUUUCUGAUCAUUCUGAUUUGGUCGCUCGAAGAAUGGGAUUUAUACCAUUGCCUCUCACUGUCGUGAUGGUGCGAGUAAUAACUCAGUCGGUGGCGAUAAAUGAUGUAGCAUCUAUUGUAAUUAUUUUAUUAGCAUACUUACUCCUGGUAUCGUUUCGAAUUUUAAACAGUAUAGUAAUGCUGGGAAUUGCUUGCAAUUUAAUAGCACAUCACAAAAAUGAAAAGGCAUCUGCCCAAUCUCCAUUGACCAAUAGAUCUGGAAGUCCUAUUACUGUGUCAUCUAGUAAAAAUCUCGGGAAUAAAGAUGGCACUACAAGUCCUCUAAAACCUGUAAUGGAUCCACCCGUUAGGAUUCUUGAAAAUGGGGUGACUAGUGAGAUGCCAAAAGUGGAGUCUGCACCUCCUCCAGAUUGUACACUAGGAUCUACUGCGAUUUUUUCAAAUAGCACUGUAGAUCUAAAAAAUGUCACUUUGAAUGAAGAACUGCUAAAAGUGGAUGGUGAUGACAUACAGAUUGAGACUGUGCCGCAAGAUGAGAAUGUAACCAGAAGUGAGCCAAAUAUAAACAGUGAUUUUGUGGAGGAGAAUUGUGUUCAUAUAGACAGGGAAAUCAGUGAUUGUGGUUUAAAGAAGCGAGCAGAAUCAGAACCAUCUUUAGUUACAUGCAAUGACGCUGAAGAUGUGAUUAAAUGAUUUCAGAAUGCUUUAAAACGCUGUGUAAUUUGGCUUUUUAUUUAAUGGUCUUGUACAUAAUAAAUAAUUGAAGCGCAAGUAGGUGUUUUGGGGGAUGAACAGCAAAUAUGUUGUUAUUGUUUUUAGAUAUUUAUGUUGUUGUGAUAUGAUGACUCUAUUUUAAUAAAUAUUUACAUUUCAAUGUGAA